AUGGACAAGCCACUCGGCGUAGCGGUCGUAGGCAUCGGAGAGGUCGCGCUCAACACGCACCUCCCAACCCUCCUCCUCUGCUCCCACCUCUUCCGGACGCUAGCACUCGUCGACAUAUCACCCGGCGCCCUGCAACAUGCAGCAAGCAAGUUCCACGUACCCAAAACGUAUACCACUCUGGAUCCUGUUCUCGCGGACCCCGAAAUCGACGUGGUCAUGAUCAUGAGUGCGAAUGAGUACCACGUCGAGCAGUCCAUCGCAGCCCUGCGCGCUGGCAAGCAUGUGUUCGUUGAGAAACCGCUUGCGCUCACCGUCGCUGGAGCCGAUGCUGUUGCCGCGGCGGCUCGCGAGUCGGGCAAAGUGUGUUUCGUGGGCUUUAUGCGCCGGUACGCCGAGGCGUUUUUGCGCGUCAAGGACAUGGUGGCUGGGGCCAAGUUUUCUUAUGUGCGCGUCCGCGACAUCAUCGGCCACAACGCCUUCUUCGUCUCCCAGUCUGGCUCCUUCCCCCUAAAGUUUGACGACAUCCCUGUUUCCGCAGCCCGCGAGCGCGCGGUCCGCUCCGAGGCCAUGUUGGCAGACGCGUUGGGGACCCAUACCGAGCGCGACAGCAAGACGUGGAACCUCCUAACCGGCCUGUCGAGCCACGACAUCAGCGCGCUCCGCGAGUUGGUUGGUAUGCCGCGGCGUGUGUUGAGUGCGGUGCGGAGUGGGGACUGUAAUUGGAUCUGGGCGACGUUGGAGUACGACGGCUUCGUGGCGUAUUACGAAGUCGGGAUCGACAAUGUGCGCGUGUUCGACGCUCAUAUCGAGGCGUACCUCUCUGACCGGCGUGUCAAGGUCUCCUACGAUACGCCGUACGUCAAGGGCCUUCCUAUUACCGCCUCGGUGCAGUAUACCCGUGACGGGGACCAUGUCGAGGAGACCAUCCGGCCGACUUACGAGGACGCGUUCACGCUGGAAUAUCGCGCAUUCUACGACGCGAUCGUCAAGGGGACACCGGUCAAGACUAGCCCCGAGGACGCGCGCGAGGACGUCGUAAUCUUCAAGAUGAUCAUGGAUGCGAUUUGGGCCGGUGAGAUCUGA
This is a messenger RNA of Cutaneotrichosporon cavernicola, 1083 nucleotides long. RefSeq lists its product as uncharacterized. NCBI's taxonomy places the organism in Eukaryota, Fungi, Basidiomycota, Tremellomycetes, Trichosporonales, Trichosporonaceae. The record is from RefSeq and is a predicted model, not a curated record. The coding region runs from base 1 to 1083 and encodes 360 amino acids. Gene Ontology annotation, biological process: NADPH regeneration. The transcript has 5 exons. Gene Ontology annotation, cellular component: cytoplasm. Gene Ontology annotation, molecular function: nucleotide binding; oxidoreductase activity.